AUGUUAUCACAGGAUUUACAGGGAAUUACUGAGUACUCCCAGAGAAGAGGUUAUUCAUCCACCCCAGGACCGUCACAGAACCCUCUUCUCUCCCUAAGUCAUUCACGCUACGGACUACCGGAGCGCCUUGUUCAAAAUUUUUACACUCUCGGAGUAAGAAGCAUCUACCCUUGGCAAAUGUCUUGUCUAAUGGGACGCGGUUUACUGGAAGGAGAAAAAAAUCUCGUUUACACUGCUCCUACAGGUGGAGGCAAAUCUUUAGUAGCAGACGUGCUAAUGCUCAAACGAAUAAUUGACAAUCCUGGGCAAAAGGCAAUUCUUGUGCUGCCGUAUGUGGCUCUGGUGCAAGAGAAAUCACGCUGGCUCAGAAACUUAGUUGAAGGGGUAGAAAAGACCUCUAAAAAUGGCUCCCAAGAAGACCUCUCCCGUCGUAGAUGGCGCAGAAGGGGCGACGAGGAAUCUAUAAGGGUAGUCGGACUGUUCGGAGGGAGUGUCAUAAAGUCUACUUGGGACGAUAUGGAUAUUGCCGUUUGUACCAUAGAAAAGGCAAAUUCGCUGGUCAAUUCUAUUGUAGAAGAAUGUACUGCGGACCGACUGGGCGUCGUCGUCAUGGACGAGUUGCACAUGAUUGACGAUGAUCACCGUGGCUAUCUAUUGGAGCUUAUGGCUACAAAAUUGCUCACCAUGGGACAAAAUGUGCAAAUCAUUGGAAUGAGUGCUACUUUGCCGAACACCGAGCUCUUGGCAAGAUGGCUUGGCUCUAAGUUUUACCAGUCGAGAUAUAGACCGAUUCCGAUUGAGGAAUAUCUAGUCUACGAUAACGCGAUUUAUCCGGCCUCUACCUCAAGCAAUUUCCUCAAGACCGCAAGUCAGCUUAGCAAAAGUGGGGUUAACGUGUCGCUGGAGCAAUGUCGAAUAAUCCAGCCCUCCGAGCACAUUGAGCUCAAGGAUCCAGUUAACAAUGCCGUUGUUGCGCUGGCGUUGGAAACUGUCCAAGCCGGAUAUGGUGUGUUAGUCUUCUGCGGGAGCCGUAAAGGCUGUGAGACGGAUGCUGCACUUAUCAGCGAGGCUAUGCCGAUCGAGGAAGUGUCCGAGGACAUUCUCAACAAAAGGACGGAUGUCAUUCAUGAUUUGCGUAAUACUGCAGCUGGACUAGAUAUGUGCCUGGAGAAAACGAUCCCGCGAGGUGUAGGAUUCCACCAUGCUGGAUUGACAACGGAGGAACGAGACAUUAUCGCCAAUGCCUACGAUCAAGGUGUCAUAAAAGUAAUUGUGGCUACCUGCAGUUUGGCAGCAGGUGUAAAUCUCCCAGCGCGAAGGGUCAUUCUGCACGGUGCGAGAAUGGGACGCGACUUUAUUGGCCCUGCUAUGCUACGACAGAUGAGAGGAAGAGCUGGACGAAAAGGCAAAGACGAACUUGGGGAGGCGUACAUUUGUUGUCGCAGUCGUGACAUUGAAACCGUCGCGCAGCUCAUGGAGGCUAAUCUUCCAGUCUUGAAGAGCUGUUUGAAAGCUGAUAGGCGUGGAAUAAAAAGAGCACUGCUUGAAGUGAUUACCACGCGCCUAGCAACAGACCCUGAAGCUUUGAACGAAUACGUCCGGCGUACCCUACUAUAUCACGAAGAUGAGAAUGGUGGCUUAGACAAAUUCAUCGGUUCAACACUUGAUGAGCUUGUCGAGGCUGCAUUAAUUGCAAUGGAGCCGGACGGUACAUUCAAUGCAACGCAACUAGGCCAAGCUACAGUUGCAUCUUCACUUGCGCCCGAGGAUGGUCUCUUCGUGCAUGCGGAGAUUCAAAGAGCGCUUCGCGCAUUCGUAAUGGACGGCGAAAUGCACGUUUUUUACAUGUUCACCCCCAUACAGACGGCAGGUCUAGCAGAUGUCAAUUGGGCCGUCUUCCGGGACGAGGUUGACAAGUUGGAUGAAAGCGGCUUACGUGUUCUUCAAUAUGUUGGAGUUAAGCCUGGCGUGGUCAAUCGAUGUGCAAAUCUUGGCGCGUCCCUGAAGGAAAGAACACAAGAAGAACAGGCAGAAGCUCGCAUAUACCGUCGCUUUUACGCCGCUUUCCAGCUUCGAGACAUUUGUAAUGAGAUGCCAGUGUAUGCUGUGGCGAAAAAGUACGACGUUCCGCGAGGAAUGGUUCAAAAUCUAGCCCAGACUUGUCAGGGGUUUGCGGCGGGUAUGAUUAAGUUCUGUCAGCGGAUGGGUUGGGGGAUGUUGGCGGCAGUUUUGGACCACAUGAGCGACAGAUUGAGUGCAGGUGCUCGAGCGGAUCUGCUUGAUCUAGCCCGUGUUACAUUUGUCAAAAGCCGGACUGCGCGCGUCUUUUGGGAGAAUGGCAUCAGGAGUGUGAGGAUGCUGGCAGAUAGCGAGCCAAAGGAACUCAUUCCAAUAUUAUUACAAGCUCAACCAAGAAAAGUGUCCCUGCGGGAUGCCGAGGAAGAAGACAAAUAUCAGAAGAAACUCAUUAUGAAAGCCGAGAUUAUUAUACACUCCGCACAACGACUUUAUGAACAAGACAUGCAGGUGGAGCUGGAAGAGUAA
This is a messenger RNA of Xylona heveae TC161, 2544 nucleotides long. RefSeq names its product DNA-directed DNA polymerase theta. Gene Ontology annotation, molecular function: nucleic acid binding; ATP binding. The transcript has 10 exons. NCBI's taxonomy places the organism in Eukaryota, Fungi, Ascomycota, Xylonomycetes, Xylonales, Xylonaceae. The coding region runs from base 1 to 2544 and encodes 847 amino acids. The record is from RefSeq and is a predicted model, not a curated record.